Pipistrellus kuhlii (Kuhl's pipistrelle) is the source of this 3565-nucleotide messenger RNA. It is a transcript of the gene SLC9A8, whose product is annotated as solute carrier family 9 member A8. Gene Ontology annotation, biological process: proton transmembrane transport; regulation of pH; sodium ion transport. The transcript is spliced from 16 exons. Bases 97 to 1839 code for a protein of 580 amino acids. Gene Ontology annotation, molecular function: sodium:proton antiporter activity. Gene Ontology annotation, cellular component: membrane; Golgi apparatus. The record is from RefSeq and is a predicted model, not a curated record. NCBI's taxonomy places the organism in Eukaryota, Metazoa, Chordata, Mammalia, Chiroptera, Vespertilionidae.
UCUCGGCCGGCCCGCGCCCUCAGCGGAAGCCGGAAGCAAGGGCGGGCCCUGCUAGCCCCGCGGCUCCGAACUCGGUGGUCUUGGAGGCUCCGCAGGAUGGGGCCGAAGAUGGCGGAGGAGGAGUUCCCCAACACAACUCACGAAGCUUUCAAUGUCACCCUCCACACUAGCCUGGUUGUCACUACAAAACUGGUGCUCCCGACCCCUGCCAAGCCCAUCCUCCCCGUGCAGACGGGGGAGCAGGCUCAGCAGGAGGAACAGUCGAGUGGCAUGACUAUUUUCUUCAGCCUCCUUGUCCUAGCUAUCUGCAUCAUAUUGGUGCAUUUACUGAUUCGAUACAGAUUACAUUUCUUACCAGAGAGUGUUGCUGUUGUUUCCUUAGGUAUUCUCAUGGGAGCAGUUAUAAAAAUUAUAGAGUUUAAAAAACUGGCAAAUUGGAAGGAAGAAGAAAUGUUUCGUCCAAAUAUGUUUUUCCUUCUAUUGCUUCCACCUAUUAUAUUUGAGUCAGGAUAUUCACUACACAAGGGUAACUUCUUUCAAAAUAUUGGUUCCAUCAUCUUGUUUUCUGUUUUUGGUACAGCAAUUUCUGCUUUUGUAGUAGGUGGAGGAAUUUAUUUUCUGGGUCAGGCUGAUGUAAUCUCUAAACUCAACAUGACAGACAGUUUCGCAUUUGGCUCCCUAAUUUCUGCCGUCGAUCCAGUGGCUACUAUUGCCAUUUUCAAUGCACUCCACAUAGACCCAGUGCUCAACAUGCUGGUUUUUGGAGAGAGUAUUCUCAACGAUGCAGUCUCCAUCGUCUUGACCAACACAGCUGAAGGUUUAACAAGAAAAAAUAUGUCAGAUGUCAGUGGGUGGCAAACAUUUGUACAAGCCCUUGGCUACUUCCUCAAAAUGUUCUUUGGCUCAGCAGCGCUCGGCACUCUCACUGGCUUAAUCUCUGCAUUAGUGCUAAAGCAUAUUGACUUGAGGAAAACGCCUUCCUUGGAGUUCGGCAUGAUGAUCAUUUUUGCAUAUCUUCCUUAUGGGCUUGCGGAAGGAAUCUCACUCUCGGGCAUCAUGGCCAUCCUGUUCUCAGGCAUCGUGAUGUCCCACUACACGCACCAUAACCUGUCCCCGGUCACCCAGAUCCUCAUGCAGCAGACCCUCCGGACCGUGGCCUUCCUGUGCGAAACAUGUGUGUUUGCAUUUCUUGGCCUGUCCAUUUUUAGUUUCCCUCACAAGUUUGAAAUUUCCUUUGUCGUCUGGUGCAUAGUGCUUGUACUGUUUGGCAGAGCAGUGAACAUUUUCCCUCUUUCCUACCUUCUGAAUUUCUUCCGUGAUCAUAAAAUCACCCCGAAGAUGAUGUUCAUCAUGUGGUUUAGUGGCUUGCGGGGUGCCAUCCCCUACGCCCUGAGCCUGCACCUGGACCUGGAGCCCAUGGAGAAGCGGCAGCUCAUCGGCACCACCACCAUCAUCAUCGUGCUCUUCACCAUCCUGCUGCUGGGCGGCAGCACCAUGCCCCUCAUCCGCCUCAUGGACAUCGAGGACGCCAAGGCGCGCCGCCGGAGCAAGAAGGAUGUCAACCUCAGCAAGACAGAGAAGAUGGGCAACACAGUGGAGUCGGAGCACUUGUCGGAGCUCACCGAGGAGGAGUAUGAAGCCCACUACAUCAGGCGGCAGGACCUCAAAGGCUUCCUGUGGUUGGAUGUCAAGUACCUGAACCCAUUCUUCACACGGCGGCUGACCCAGGAGGACCUCCACCACGGGCGCAUCCAGAUGAAAACCCUCACCAACAAGUGGUACGAGGAGGUGCGCCAGGGCCCCUCUGGCUCUGAGGACGAGGAGCAGGAGCUGCUGUGACCGAGCAGGGCCUCCCCACGUCUCCGGAUGGACACCCAGCAAGGGCCCCUGAGGUGCGCGCAUUUGGCGGGCUCGUCAGGAAGAUGAAAGAGGGUGGAGCCAAGGUGCUGCCUUCUUUCCCGGACCAGCCAGGCCAGCUGGCUUCUGAAACAAGUCCUCUCCCACUCCCCACCCAGCCAGCCCUCUGCUCACAGCCUCACUCCCAGCCUGCAGAUUAGACGGAAACCUGUGCAGGUAAAUGUUUCCUUUGCUUCUGCAGCCAAGGCACACAGUCAUCUGGCCGGCCCAGGUGCCUGGGAGGAGGAAUCCUGCUGUGGAAGCUGCUGUGACUGGGUGUCCUCGGGGGAACGCUGGCUAGCCAUUCCCAGCUAACGCCAUCAUCAUGACCCUAGGGGCGGGCAGGGCGAGGAGCCAGCUGCCAGUUUCCUUAUCAUCAUCAAGGUGCCUUGGGCCUCAGCAUCAGCAGUUCUGACCUACGUAGCAGGCCCAGAAACCUUGAAAACCUCACACUCCCCUUUGUGAUGUUGCUUGCACACCCUGAGAAAGAAAAACUGACCUUUUUCUUCUUUACCUCUGAUUGGCACCUCGAAGGCUGUCUCCCUGGGUGACAGGCAGCCACUGCCUUCUCUGGAAAUACUGUGAAUGUUUACACUGGUAACCAGCACGUAGGCACAGGCUUCUGUGGAGCCCCUUUGGAAGCUGCAUCCCUGGUUUUGGGAUGAGUGAGCCUAUUUUCUGGUGUCAGAGCGCCCUCUACAGGACAAAUCUAGCAGUACAGUGCUUAGGCAGGCCAGCAACUUCUGAAUUUAAAUUCAUGCACUUGAACAAAUGAUGAGAACCUAGCAGUCACCUCCCUCACCUUGAUUCCCUACUCAGUGUCCUUGUGUGUCCAGAGGCCCCUUUUCUUGGGCUCCAUGGGUUCUGCCCACCGAUUACUUGCUGCCACCUUCACAGCUAAUCAGCAUUUCCUCUUCCCAAGUCUCUACUUUUUGGGGUCCCACUUGUCCUCCAGUUCGCCCAAGCAUGGAGACGGGCCAGGGCCUGCCACCCCCUCCCCAGUGGCCUGCAUUCACAUGCAUCCGGUCCCCAGCAGCCACUGGACCCCAGGCAGGCCCUGUUCCUCCCAUUCUGUUACAGAGUGCUGACACUCAUACACACCCCGCCCUGACUGCAUGGGCCUGGCCCCGGGCCUCUGGAGGCAAGGAGCUGCCAAUCAUGUCCAGAUGAUAUGGAAUUAAUAACUCUCACAUCCAUGCCUCACCUGCCCUAAUUCAACAAGCCUCGUACCUGCUUGCGUUUGCCCAUAUAGGGGCUGUUUUGGCAUUCCCACGUGUGGCUCAGGGCCCCAGCUGGAGCUGGGACUUAGCCCCCUCCGGGUGAUUUAAUGCAUCAUGUGCAUGUGCUUGGUUCUCUGUGGGGACCCAGUGGGCCAGCAUGGGCCCUGGCUGGCAGCAAAUAUGUGUUCAUCUCUUCUGCCUCUGGCAGCAUGACUCUGUCUGUCAGGAAGGACUGACCUUGGGACCCCUCAGGACUCAGGUCCAGCCCACAAGGCCAGGCCCUUUCCCCUAAUGCCUUUCCUUUCCCCAGGAGUGUAAAUUGUAAGGCCAGUCAGGCAGGAAGCACGCAGCCUCUUUUUAUGCAUGAAAAGUAAAUUUGUACUUUAUAGAGCUAAAAUAUUUUUCUUUUUGUAAUUUCCCCCUUUAACCCAAUAAUUUGAGCCAAACAG